Messenger RNA from Pocillopora meandrina, 943 nucleotides. The record is from the annotation of a GenBank genome assembly. NCBI's taxonomy places the organism in Eukaryota, Metazoa, Cnidaria, Anthozoa, Scleractinia, Pocilloporidae.
CGCCCUUAUCGCGAGAAAAAGAUGAUGGAAGGAGAAACUAUCUUCGUUCAAACGGACCCAGCGUUUAAUGUAGUCCUUCUCGCUCUCCAGGAGUUAAGACACAAUAAUCGAUUUGAAGUGACACACUGUCAAAGAGCCUCUAUUGAAGAUAUAGAAAGUAACGAUGAACAAGAAGUUCACAAGUUGAGGUUUGGUGGUCAAAAUGCACCCAACAUGGCCAGCGAGAGUUUUGGUCGAACGGCAUCAGCAGUUUUACGUAUGUGCAUGCUGAAAGCGGCAGGUAUUAAUGAAGCUUGGUGGCCGCAAAUCGGGCCCAGAGCGAAUACUAGGAACCAGGCCAAGCUGCAACUUGAGGUGUUGAUACAACCGCUUUUCAGUCUCGCAAAUGACCGGUCUACAGCGAGACACUACUGGUGGAAAUAUGAUCAACUCUACCCACAUUUUCGAAUACAAGAUACAUUGGAAAACUUAAACAUCAAUGAUGAAGGUAGUAUGCCAAGUAUGAUGCUUAUUUUCCGCAACAACUGCACGGAGGUGAUUGAGAUAAACACCACAUUUACUGCUCGGCCGAGGGAACAGCAUCAGUUCAAUAGCACAGUCAGUGUCACCUGCAUUGUGCGAGAAAUUUUAGAAGGUAAAGACCGACCACACACUGCCCGCUUGAAGGAGUUGAUCCAGCCCUUCAACAUUCCAGAUGAAUAUUUCAAAGAAGUAAUGAACUUAAAGGACGAGAACGAUGCACGCCACUAUCUUCAAGGUAAUAAAGAUGAUGAAAAUAGCGAAGAAGUCAAAGAGGAAGACAGCGAGGAAGACAGUAAGGACGACAGUAAGGAAAGCGCAAACUAGAACUUAUUCAACAUACAAUAGGCAGCAAAAGAUAAACUGAUAAUGAAAACAUUAUUAUAGUUCUUAGGAUUGAUUGCUAUAGGUGGAGGUAUGUUUA